AUGUUAAGCACAAACUUUUUACGCGCUGCUUUAGCUAGAGGCUUUGCUUCAAAGACGCUUAAGUCGUAUAGUUUCGAUGAGAUCAAAACUUUGGUAAAGGAGCCAAAUCCUUCCAAGGUAUUAGUAGAUGUUAGAGAACCCGCAGAAUUAAAGCAAUAUACCCUACCAAACUCUAUAAAUCUUCCAUUGAAAACUUACCCAGGCGCUCUUUCCUUACCGCCCAAUGAGUUCCAAGAAAUCUUCGGUAUGGAAAAACCUUCCACAGAGAAAGAACUUAUCUUUUUCUGUGCAGGUGGUAUGAGAGCACAAGCUGCUCAAGAAUUAGCAAGCUCUUAUGGCUAUGAAAACACUAGUGUGUGGCCAGGUUCUAUUAAUGAGUGGUUGGCAAAAGGGGGUGACAAAUUGUGA
This is a messenger RNA of Eremothecium sinecaudum, 408 nucleotides long. Its product is annotated as rhodanese-like domain-containing protein. NCBI's taxonomy places the organism in Eukaryota, Fungi, Ascomycota, Saccharomycetes, Saccharomycetales, Saccharomycetaceae. Bases 1 to 408 code for a protein of 135 amino acids. Gene Ontology annotation, molecular function: thiosulfate-cyanide sulfurtransferase activity. Gene Ontology annotation, cellular component: mitochondrion. The record is from RefSeq and is a predicted model, not a curated record. The transcript has a single exon.